AUGGCUGGCUGGGUGUUCUGUAAUCGCUGUUUCCAGCCACCCCAGGGGACGGCGUGCUUCAGCCUGACUAACUGCGGCCACGUGUACUGCGAUGUCUGCCUGCGCAAAGGUAAAAGAGAUGAAUGCUUGAUUUGUAAAGUUCCAUGUCGUACAGUUCUGCUUUCGAAACGUACAGACGCUGACAUCCAGGCGCUCUUCAUGGGCAUAGACGGCCUGUGCAGGAAGUAUGCAAGGGAGACCUCCCAGGUUUCUGAAUUUCAAGAAAAGCACAGGAGGAGACUGUUAGCCUUCUACGGAGAAAAGAUUUUUCAGUUGGAGGAGUCCCUCAGGAGGGCAGCGCUGAGGAUGGAGCGGCCGCAGAGUGUGAGAUUGUCACAACAAACGGCUUUCAGCACAAUAAAAAAUCCAGCUCCAACUCCUUCGACAAAGCCCCGCGGGCCUCUCUUCCUGCCGCCGGACUCAUCAGCCUCUGAAAGGGUGGAGUCCAUGGAAGUUGACCUUACGCCUUCCCCGAGGAGAAAGCGUGAGGUCGCCCCUGGCCUGGCAAGGAUCUCUCUGCUCAGUCCGCCGCGGGAUGGACGCAUGGAACGGGCCCCUCCUGGGUCCAUCCAGGGCACCUGUGGGGCCCCACGUGACCCGGCACAGGGGAGGCGGGCCUUCGUGGCCUGUCUCCUAGGCUUUGAACAGGAAUCCUAG
This is a messenger RNA of Kogia breviceps (pygmy sperm whale), 696 nucleotides long. It is a transcript of the gene RNF212, whose product is annotated as ring finger protein 212. NCBI's taxonomy places the organism in Eukaryota, Metazoa, Chordata, Mammalia, Artiodactyla, Physeteridae. Gene Ontology annotation, cellular component: synaptonemal complex. Gene Ontology annotation, molecular function: SUMO transferase activity. The record is from RefSeq and is a predicted model, not a curated record. Gene Ontology annotation, biological process: homologous chromosome pairing at meiosis; reciprocal meiotic recombination; protein sumoylation.